AACAUGCAAAAUGCCGCCUUGGCAGCCGGGGCCGCGGUGGCGCGGCCGGCGGCCAUGGCAGCGGCCAGCGACCACUAUGCGCGGCUCCUGCAGCUCUGCCAGACCGCGGUGAACCCUUCCGCAGGCCGGGCCAUCCACGCGCACGCCGUCAAGGCGGGCCUCCUCGUCAGCGCCUACCUCUGCAACAACCUCCUCUCGUACUACGCCGGCGCCAGCGUGAGUGGUGGAUCCUUCCGCGACGCACGGAACCUGUUCAACGAGAUCCCGCCCGUGCGGCGGAACGUGUUCACCUGGAACACGCUUCUGUCGAUGUACGCCAAGUCCGGCCGCCUCGCUGACGCCCGCGCCAUGUUUGACGGAAUGCCUGAGCGGGACGCGGUGUCCUGGACCGUCAUGAUCGUCGGGCUCAACCGCGCCGGCCGCUUCUGGGAGGCCGUGAAGACGUUUGUGGACAUGGUUGGCGAGGGGCUGGCGCCGACACAGUUCACGCUCACCAAUGUGCUCUCAUCGUGUGCCGCAACGGAGGCCAGCGGGAUUGGGAGGAAGGUCCACUCCUUUGUCGUCAAGCUCGGUCUGAGUAGCUGCGUGCCCGUGGCCAACUCGGUGCUCAACAUGUACGGCAAGUUUGGGGAUGCUGAGACAGCAACGGCUGUGUUUGAGAGGAUGCCGGUGCGUAGUGUAUCGAGCUGGAAUGCCAUGGUGUCACUGUACGCCCGCCAGGGUAGGAUGGACUUUGCUGUGUCCAUGUUCCAUAACAUGGAAGAACGAAGCAUUGUCUCUUGGAACGCUGUCAUAGCAGGGUACAACCAGAAUGGGCUUGAUGACAUGGCAUUGAAGUUCUUCUCACGAAUGCUGAGUGAUUCUUUCAUGGAGCCAGAUGCAUUCACAGUAACCAGUGUCUUAUCAGCUUGUGCUAACCUGCGCAUGUUGAAGAUGGGAAAACAAAUGCACUCUUAUAUCUUGAGAAAAAGAAUGCCAUACAGCGGUCAGAUCAUAAAUGCUCUCAUCUCAACUUAUGCGAAGUCCGGAAGUGUUGAGACUGCGAGGAGAAUCAUGGAUCAGGCAGUGAUUUCCGAUCUGAAUGUUAUUUCCUUCACUGCUCUCCUGGAAGGCUAUGUCAAGCUUGGGGACAUGAAGCAGGCAAGGGAAAUCUUCGACGUUAUGAACAAUCGAGAUGUCGUUGCCUGGACCGCAAUGAUUGUUGGCUACCAGCAGAAUGGUCAAAAUGAUGAGGCCGUGAAGCUCUUCAGAUCAAUGAUCAAAAGUGGCCCAGAACCUAACAGCUAUACGCUUGCUGCUAUUCUUAGUGCCUGUGCAAGCCUGGCAUGCCUUGAUUAUGGAAAGCAGAUCCAUGGCAAGGCUAUCAGAUCAUUACAGGAGCAAUCUGUUUCUGUCAGCAAUGCCAUUAUCACAAUGUAUGCGAGGUCAGGCAGUGUGCCAUUGGCGAGAAGGGUGUUUGAUCGGAUUUGCUGGCGCAAGGAGACAGUCACAUGGACAUCGAUGAUCGUGGCAUUGGCACAACAUGGUUUUGGAGAAGAAGCUGUUGGCCUUUUUGAAGAAAUGCUUUGCGUUGGUGUGAAACCAGACCGCAUAACUUACAUUGGCGUGUUUUCAGCUUGCACACAUGCUGGUUUUGUGGACAAAGGGAAGAGGUACUAUGAUCAGAUGCAGAAUGAGCAUGGCAUUGUACCAGAAAUGAGCCACUACGCGUGCAUGGUAGACCUCCUUGCCCGUGCUGGCCUGCUCACAGAAGCUCAGGAAUUCAUUCAACGGAUGCCUGUCAUGCCAGAUGCAAUAGUCUGGGGUUCACUCCUUUCAGCUUGCAGAGUGCGAAAGAAUGCAGAUUUAGCAGAACUCGCCGCGGAGAAGCUGUUGUUAAUUGAUCCUGAUAAUAGUGGCGCCUACUCUGCUCUUGCCAAUGUCUAUUCUGCCUGUGGGAGGUGGAAUGAUGCGGCAAGGAUCUGGAAGCUGAGGAAGGACAAGGCAGUGAAGAAGGAGACUGGUUUCAGCUGGACUCAUGUGCACAACAAGGUUCACGUCUUUGGAGCAGACGAUGUACUGCAUCCACAGAGGGAUGCAAUCUACAAGAAGGCCGCUGAAAUGUGGGAGGAGAUCAAGAAGGCAGGAUUUGUCCCUGACCUGAACUCUGUUCUGCACGAUGUCGAUGACGAGCUGAAGGAGGAGUUGCUGAGCCGCCACAGCGAGAAGCUUGCGAUUGCAUUCGGUCUCAUCAACACCCCAGAGAAGACGACCCUGCGGAUCAUGAAGAACCUACGAGUGUGCAAUGACUGCCACGCAGCGAUCAAGUUCAUCUCCAAGGUUGUGGACAGGGAGAUUAUAGUGAGAGAUGCGACGAGGUUUCAUCAUUUCAGAGAUGGGUUCUGCUCGUGUAAAGAUUAUUGAAAGCGUGGAGGCA
Messenger RNA from Panicum hallii, 2416 nucleotides. Its product is annotated as pentatricopeptide repeat-containing protein At2g22070. Gene Ontology annotation, molecular function: zinc ion binding; RNA binding; protein binding. Bases 4 to 2403 code for a protein of 799 amino acids. The transcript is spliced from 2 exons. Gene Ontology annotation, biological process: RNA modification. The record is from RefSeq and is a predicted model, not a curated record. NCBI's taxonomy places the organism in Eukaryota, Viridiplantae, Streptophyta, Magnoliopsida, Poales, Poaceae.